AUGGAUGCCUCACUUGUCAUGUUGGAUACGCGAAAACUGCUAUUUUAUUUUCUUCAGUUAAAUUCCCGAAAUUAUCUAUCUAUCUAUCUAUCUAUCUAUCUAUCUAUCUAUCUAUCUAUCUCAUUCUAUUCAGAUCCAGAGCAUAAAAAGCUAUCUAUCUAUCUAUCUAUCUAUCUAUCUAUCUAUCUAUCUAUCUAUCUAUCUAACGAAUCACCUUCCUAUCUAUCUAUCUAUCUAUCUAUCUAUCUAUCUAUCUAUCUAUCUAUCUAUCUAACGAAUCUCCUUCCUAUCUAUCUAUCUAUCUAUCUAUCUAUCUAUCUAUCUAUCUAUCUAUCUAUCUAUCUAACGAAGUCUGUUAUCUAUCUAUCUAUCUAUCUAUCUAUCUAUCUAUCUAAAGUCUCCUUCCUAUCUAUCUAUCUAUCUAUCUAUCUAUCUAUCUAUCUAUCUACAUGGAGCCAGUUGUUCUUUUUUAUUCGGUUCGUUUCCUAUUUCCUGUCAGCGUCUAAGUGGACUGAAUUCUGUGGUGGAUGCGGCCAUUUUUCUCGCAUACCUCCCUCCCUCGCUCCCGCCCACGCUCUCUCUCACUCUCUCUUUCGCUUUGUCUUCGCGCCUGAAAAGAUUUCGUUGUAA
This is a messenger RNA of Acanthosepion pharaonis, 630 nucleotides long. The record is from the annotation of a GenBank genome assembly. Lineage: Eukaryota; Metazoa; Mollusca; Cephalopoda; Sepiida; Sepiidae.